Messenger RNA from Alligator sinensis (Chinese alligator), 1997 nucleotides. Its product is annotated as cytochrome P450 2G1-like. The record is from RefSeq and is a predicted model, not a curated record. Gene Ontology annotation, biological process: xenobiotic metabolic process. Gene Ontology annotation, molecular function: iron ion binding; heme binding; oxidoreductase activity, acting on paired donors, with incorporation or reduction of molecular oxygen, reduced flavin or flavoprotein as one donor, and incorporation of one atom of oxygen. The transcript has 9 exons. Bases 1 to 1548 code for a protein of 515 amino acids. NCBI's taxonomy places the organism in Eukaryota, Metazoa, Chordata, Crocodylia, Alligatoridae. Gene Ontology annotation, cellular component: intracellular membrane-bounded organelle; cytoplasm.
AUGGAGCUGGCGGGGGCCGUGACCAUCUUCCUGGCCAUCUGCAUCUCGUGCCUGGCACUGGCCUCGGCCUGGAGGAGGAUGCACAAAGGGGGGAAACUGCCCCCGGGCCCGACCCCGUUGCCCUUCAUCGGCAACCUGCUGCAGGUGCGCACCGACGAGACCUUCAAGUCCUUCAUGGAGCCGGAGGCUCACAAGCCCAAAGAGCUGCAGGGGUGUGACAGGUGCCUCCCUCCGCCCCCGCUGCAGCUGAAGGAGAAGUACGGGCCAGUGUUCACGGUGUACCUGGGCCCGCGGCGCGUUGUGGUGCUGUGCGGGCAUGAGGCCGUCAAGGAGGCACUGGUUGACCAGGCUGAGGAGUUCAGUGGCCGCGGGGAGCUGGCCUCCAUCGAACGCAACUUCAACGGCUUCGGAGUGGCUCUGGCCAACGGGGAGCGGUGGAAGCAGCUGCGCCGGUUCUCGCUCACCACCCUGCGCAACUUCGGCAUGGGCAAGCGCAGCAUCGAGGAGCGCAUCCAGGAGGAGGCCCAGUACCUGCUGGAGGAGCUGCGCAAAACCAAAGCCCAGCCCUUCGACCCCACCUUCUACCUGAGCCGCACCGUGUCCAACGUCAUCAGCUCCGUCGUCUUCGGCAGCCGCUUCGACUACGAGGACAAGCAGUUCCUCGCCCUCCUGCGCAUGAUUAACGAGAGCUUCAUCGAGAUGAGCACGCCCUGUCAGCUCUACGACAUGUACUCGUGCAUCAUGCAGUACCUGCCUGGGCGCCACAACCGUGUCUACUACCUCGUCGAGGACCUCAAGGACUUUAUCGCCGAGCGGGUCCGGGCCAACCAGGCAACCCUGGACCUCAACUCCCCGCGGGACUUCAUUGACUGUUUCCUCAUCCAGAUGGAGAAGGAGCGGAAGAACCCGAACAGCGAAUUCAACCUCAAGAACCUGGUCCUGACCACGCUCAACCUGUUCUUCGCCGGCACCGAGACCGUCAGCUCCACCCUGCGCUACGGCUUCCUCUUCCUCAUGAGGUACCCCAAGGUGCAAGAGAAGGUGCACCAAGAGAUCGACCAGGUCAUUGGGCGCAACCGCAUCCCAGCCAGCGAGGACCGCAUGAGCAUGCCCUACACGGAUGCCGUCAUCCACGAGAUCCAGCGCCUCACGGACAUCGUGCCCAUGGGUGUGCCCCACACCGUCAUCCGGGACACCCAGUUUCGCGGCUACACCCUCCCUAAGGGCACCGAUGUGUUCCCACUGCUGGGCUCUGUCCUGCGAGACCCCAAGUACUUCAGCCAGCCAGACGCCUUCAACCCGGGGCACUUCCUGGAUGAGAACGGCCGCUUCAAGAAGAACGACGCCUUCGUGCCUUUCUCCUCUGGGAAGCGGUUCUGUUUCGGUGAUAUGCUGGCUCGCAUGGAGCUCUUCCUCUUCGUCACCAGCAUCCUGCAACACUUCCGCUUCGAGUCUCCCAUCGACCGCCAGGACCUCGACAUCUCCCCGAAGCUGGUGGGCUUUGCCACCCUGCCCCGCGACUACAAGAUCUGCCUCAUCCCACGCUAGGGGGGGCCUCAAAGCAGUUUGGUCUUUGGGGAGGGGGUAGAGGGGAAGAGCGGGUGCAAAUAGAGGAGCCUUCAUCAGGCCGAGUGUGGGACCCUGGGACAUUCUGUCAUGAAAUCUCAUCCCCUAAAUUCUCCCUCUCGUCCCACUUGGCACGGAUCAGGCACCAACACAGCUCCAUGGCUUCAGCUUCUGUCCCUGUGCCUUGCUAUUGCUGUUCACUUUUCUGCAAGAAAUGUGGUAGGAGGGAAAGGUGUAGCGGGACAAUCUUCAGGGCUCAGCACUUGCUGAAUUUGGGAGCUGGUGGAAGGGGAAACCCCUUUGGUUUUGUGCCUUGCCAUGACCUGUCAUUGAAUGUGGUCCGUCAUUGAAAUCCGUGGCCUUGGCUUAUGCAUGGGGCUGCCCCAGGUGGGUAUCUCUCCAAUUAAAGCUUCCUGCCCCUUUGCUUCCCA